Messenger RNA from Mesorhabditis spiculigera, 990 nucleotides. The record is from the annotation of a GenBank genome assembly. NCBI's taxonomy places the organism in Eukaryota, Metazoa, Nematoda, Chromadorea, Rhabditida, Rhabditidae.
AUGUCGGCCAACCUCGCCCCGCCAAACGUCGUCGUCAACAGCCCGAGGCCGAAAAAUGUCAAUGAUAAGCUCUCGGUGGGCUCCAAGUUGGACGGCAAGAUCCCGAUCUACAUCCGGCCGUAUUCGCCUAAUCAAUCUUGCGGCGCCGAGCUGCGACGGACCCCCUCGCCAAAGCCCGACCAGAAGAAGAAUACCAAGCACGACAAGCCGUUCCGCAACAUUUAUGACGAGUUUGUGGAGGAGAUCUGGCGCCGCUUUGAGCUGAACGCAGUCGAGGUGGCUGAAGAAGCCAAGUCCGAAGCCGUCACCGACAAGGAGCUAGAGGCUCUCUUCGAGCCGGUGCCGGAUCCCGUCCAAAAUGAGCUAAGCGUCGCCGAGCUAGAGCAUGUCAUCGACGCCCCAGGCUCAGAAAUCCCAAACAAGAUUGCGACGACGACACCAAGCAGUACGCCCGCGAGAAAAGUGGAACGCCAGGCAACCCCUUCUGAGGACUCGAUGUGCAGUGACUGCUUGCUGACCACCUCCAUCGAGGCGAUGUUCAUCUGCCAGCCAUGCGCCAAGCCGACUUGCUCAGGGUGUCGUGAGCAACACCACACGGAGCACCAGAAUGUCGUAGCGCUCAUGGAGAUGCGCAUCAAAGCGAUGAAGACGCUAGAAGUCACCUCAACUUUCCAAGGCCUCACCCGACGCAUUAAUGACGUACAUCUCGACCUCGUCCUAACGACUAGCGGCCUCUGCGAUCGUGUUCAGCGAAAAGUAGCCGUCCUCGGCCGCCAGACCGACUACCGUACCGCCAAGAAAAUGGCCGAGGAGCUGGACGACCACGCGACAAAGUUCAAAACGGAUUGCGACAACUUUUUGGGCGUCGCUGACGGGUUUUCCGGCGAGCUGAAGACGUUGCAGGACGCCGUGGAGCCGCAGCUACAAUUCACGCCUAUUGACACGGCGAUUCUGGCGGAAUCUGGCCAGCUGGACCCGUUUUCCAUGUUU